This is a messenger RNA of Sporothrix brasiliensis 5110, 3726 nucleotides long. Its product is annotated as karyogamy protein. Bases 1 to 3726 code for a protein of 1241 amino acids. Gene Ontology annotation, cellular component: cell cortex; mating projection tip; spindle pole body. The record is from RefSeq and is a predicted model, not a curated record. The transcript has a single exon. Gene Ontology annotation, biological process: establishment of spindle localization; nuclear migration along microtubule; mitotic spindle orientation checkpoint signaling. NCBI's taxonomy places the organism in Eukaryota, Fungi, Ascomycota, Sordariomycetes, Ophiostomatales, Ophiostomataceae.
AUGACAACCACCUUUGUCGCCUCUGCCCCUGGCGUUCCCGUCGCCGACGUGUACGAGUACGGACCCAGCUGCAGCACCGUCCCGUUCCAGCACCCUGCAUCCAGGCCUGCAGAUGCAGCCACUUCUGCGGCUUCUGCGCCUUUUGUGACAGCUGUCACCAGCAGCACCCUAGGUGAAGGCGGCCACCUCCACCUGCAGACCGACAUCCCCAGCCAAUCCCAACCACCGCAGCCAUCUUCUGCAGUUCCUGUCCUUGCUCAGACGCUUUCUGACCGCCACAACAGCAGCAUCAGCAGCAGCAGCACCCGCGAUGGCGGUGCGACUUCCUCCGUACUAACCUUUGCCGAAAUACCCAGCGAUCUCGCUCGUCUCAAUUUCAACCACCAACGAAUGCCCGACACCGACACCCACGUAGUCGCUCCCGUCGACUCAGCCGCCUCAACCACCCCUCUCAAACCUCACAGUCAAACACAGACACAAUCGCCAGCAUCGCUGGCGCAACCCACAUUGCUCACGCCUUCGUCCUCGCCCUUGCGCCCAGCACGUCGCGUCGGAUUUGCCGCAACACCGACCGACGACCUCUCGCCCAAUAGCGCUAAUCGUGCCGGCGAUUUUCCAGAGCCCGGCCGUCCUCGCGUGCCUUCGACCGCGUCGUCCGCGUCGUCGACCACUCCCGCCCAGCAUCCCCAGCCUCGCAAGCCGUCGCCUGGCCUCGCGGCCCGGCUCAAGGCUCUUGGAUUUGGUACGACUGCGCGAAAGAAUUCCCAGCCACCAGCGCCAGCCUUUUCCAAUCACCCCGAACGAAUUGGUCGCCUUCCCGAAGAUCAAAUCCGCCAGAUCGACCAGAACCAUCAGGCCGGUUCCUCACAGCUUGUUAUCGAGCGGCGCGGCCGUCCGUGGAAGGGCGCCGGUGCGGCUGUCGCCCGUCUCCCCGCGUCUGUCGCCAAUCUCGCUACAGGACACGGUAAACAAAAACCUGACGCGGACGACGCCGAUCCGUAUUUUGAUUCGACUACAACGUCGGCGACCGCAAUUGUUGUCGUAACGGAACCGGACGGGAGCAACGCUGAUACGGCCUCUCAUUCGCCAGCAUCGUCUUUUCUCCCCGAAAUCGCGCCAACUCAGCCACUCGAUAUGGACACAAACAAGUAUCGCCUGCCUGACCACACCAAUGGGAACGGCACCAAGGUUCAGCUCGACACGCGCCAACAGCACAUCGAGCGCGACUCAACUGCCAAUCCCUCUUCAAACUCGUCCGUCCGGAUCGCCAGUCCCGACAUCCCGCCACCUCUUCCCGCAAAAGACACCCCUCCUCUCACACAACAACAUCAGCAGCAGCAGGCGGCGGCACCAGAGACGCCGUCGCAAUCCGACUUCAAUCCUGAUGCCACCUCCUACUUCAACCCGCUGGGCCUGCAGCGACCGGGUUCUAUCUACACCUUAUCGCGUGUCUCCUUUGCCAACCAGCUCGCGCAGCUGACAUCGUUGCAGCUGCCCGACGCAGAGUCACUAUCCAGCAAGGUUUCUGCCAUUCCCACCGCCCAGGCCGCGUCCCGCGCUCUUAUCGGUGCUGCUGAACAAAUUCGCAACUGGAUCUCCAAAGCAUCAGAAGUGAUCGAGGGCCUUGACAGCGACGACGAUGUGGAGUGGGCAGCAGCCGGUGGCCGCGAGGGCUUGGAGGAAGUGGAGAACGCAAUCCUUCGCUUCGAGGAGCUGAUCAACGUCUACGUCGGUGCCAUCGAAUCACUGCAGUGCCGCCCCGACAUUGCCAACGUGACGCGCGACGAGUUACAACGCGCCGUCUACCAGAUGGAGUCCAUCAUGGAGGAGUGGGGUCGCAUGCGCAGCGCGCUCCAGAGCGUCAAGGCGCAGGUCGAGAUUGCCAUGGAGUGGGAGGAGCUCUGGAGCAUGGUCCUGGGCGACAUCCAGAAUGAAAUGGAGGAACUGAGUCGUCUCGUGUUUGAGAUGGAGGAACGACGCCACCGAUCUCUUGCAGAGGGCGGUGGCGUCGACAUUGGUGACCUGGAGACGAUUGUCGAAGAAACCCAGAACAAACAACAGCUGUCGCCGAAUGUCUCCCUGUCGAGAACCUCGUCUGCCAACAACCGCAACAGCCUGUCCAUCUUCCCUCUCACGCCGGCCUCGCCCGAGGCGCAAAGUACCACGCCGACGAUUUCCCAGGAUGACUCCAGUCUGCUAGCUUUGUUCGCCCGUAUGCAACCGCUGCGCGCCUCUUUGGAUUUCUUGCCCAUGCGCCUCUCGGUGUUCGAAACACGCGCCUCGUCAUGUUUCCCCACGGCUUGCGAGGAGCUCGAAAUGCGCCGCGCUGGCCUCGACGGCACGUACAAGAAGCUGGAGAAGGAUGCAGAGUCGCUGCGCAAGGAACUUGGCGAGGACCGCUGGGUGACUGUCUUCCGCGGCGCCGCCCGGCAAGCUCAGAAGAUGUACGAGUCCGUGGAGCGCAGUGUGGCCAGGCUUAAGGAGGCUCUGGAUAUGGGCUUGCUCCUCACAAACCAGCCUGUUAUGGUCAAGAAGAUCGAGAGCUACGAAACCAAGAAGACACACUACGGCCCCGCCAUUGAGCGUGUUCUUGCGAUUAUUGACAAGGGUGUCAAGGACCGCCUCACCCUGAACGGCGAGAUCUUGCGUCUGCACGUGGAGCUGCAAAGCCAGUGGGAUGAACUGCGGGACCAGAUGCACGAGAUCAACGUGGCGGUUGAAGAGCUGCAUUCUGACGAGCAACGGAACCAGCAGCUUCGUGACUCCAUCUCCAGCAUGCUUUCCAACGACCGGUCGACCAUUGGUAGUGGCCGCGAUACGCCGCAGAGCUCGCCGCCGUCGUCCGUCAUCAUGUCGACCCUCGGCUUGGAUAACAGCAGCAGCAAGCGUCUGGCAGCCAAGCUGGCGGACGUGAACGGAACGCCGACCAACAACCGCCGCCGCUCAAAUCUGGGUGGAACCCACCUUCCACAGCCUGCUGCCCGACGCUCUAUCUCGUCAUCAGUGACUCUCGGUGCUGCCCAGGCCCGAAAACCGCUAUACCGUUUCUCAAGCUCAUUUGGUCCCGGUGGUGGCAGUUCAGUGUCCUCUCCGGGCCGCGAGGGUUCUGUGACUCCUGUCAGCAAACACGUGUCUGGGCAGCCUCCGCGGGCACCUUCUAUAAUAGACAACCGGCCCCGGUGGAACACGUCCACGACCGGCAUCGAUACCGGCCACAACUUCAAGCCGAUGAGCCUUACGACGCCGAGCCCGUACGCGAAAACGCCGCCCAGUGCAACGCGGAGAUCGGUCACGGGCACGCCGCGGUCAACAUCCAGUCUCAGUUCUCGGCUGCCCAUGCGCAGUCCGCUCAGCAGAGGUGUGUCGUCGCCUGCUGCACAGGCUGAUGGCUCGCCGUCUCACGACCCACCUGGUUUCCGCGAUGCACCGCCCUACCGUCCGCCGCGCCUGGCUGCUCACUCAAGCGCGCCGCCGGCUACAUCCAAUCGUCGCGCAUCAAUGCAGCCGCCCUCGGUCCACCUGCCGUCCUCCCCCAACGUGACGCCUCAACGGCCUGCUAGUUCCAUGGCGGCCUCCAGGAGAAACAGCUUGCUUCCUGCGCCGCGUCCGAGAGAGGGCACCAUCUCUGGGCGUGAGUCGCCUCAGGCCAUAGCUGGCGCACGAUUUGCUAUGCGCAAAAAGCCCGUCGAGCCGAAGCCCAAUGGAAAACCUAAGUGGAGACCAUAA